UCUCUCUCUUUCUUUCAGGUGGGUCAAAGAUGUAUUCAUUCUCAAGAGUUUGGGGAGCAGUAGCUCUAUUCCUGUGUCUUUUAUUUGUUGCAGAUUCACAAUUUCAGAUUACUGAUUUGGGUACUGGUGAAGUGGUUACAGAUGAUAUAUACAGAAUAAAUCAAGGAUAUCAGUUUAGAUUAAUAUGCUUUUACAAUGGUGAUCCUGGUGGCCAGGAUCCUAUAGGAGUAACAUGGGUUAGAAACCAAACUCAAGUUCCAAGUAUACUCGAUGUUAUAACAUCAAGUAUUGCAAAUACCAGUGAACUCAGGGAAGGUGUUUCUACAAGUGACUUUAGACAACUCUUCCAAUCAAGUAGCUCAAUCGCCUCUUUAAUGGCAAGUUAUACCAAUGGAUCUGAUCUCAUACUUCCAAAUUCUUCUAUUGGUGGGCAAUAUGCCUGUCAAGCUAAUGGCCAGAUGCAAAACCUCACUAUCAUUGUCUCAAGUCCUAGUGGAUCUUUUUCUGAGUUUUAUGUAAGGAUGACUGGUUUAAUUUCUAGUGCAAGCUCUGUGAAUGAUAAGGAUUUUGAUUUAGCAGUCUUUGAGUCAAGACUAUCUGUUGAUGCUGUUAUUGCUGGUUUAAAUGCAUCAGAUGAUCCAAUAAGGACUAUAUCUUGUUCCUUUGUUCCACUUACUGCUGAGCAUAUUGGUAAUCAAUCAUUGGAUCGUAUUGAGUGUAAUGUGAGAGAGUAUCCACCAAAUGAGCAGUUGAUAUUGAAUGUUUCACAAAGUAUUUUUCAAACCAUUGACCAGCUAGUUUCUGAGGAUUUUCAACAGCUUAACAUUUCAGAAUUUGGGUUCUGUAAUGAGAGCUAUACUACAUCAUCAGUGUAUGGUAAUCAUACCUGUUUGAAACUGGUUUAA
Molecule: messenger RNA, 905 nt
Organism: Amphimedon queenslandica
Lineage: Eukaryota; Metazoa; Porifera; Demospongiae; Haplosclerida; Niphatidae
Exons: 8
Coding region: 30-905 (291 amino acids)
Source: RefSeq, a predicted model, not a curated record